AUGGUGGGGUUGGAGGACCAGGUGGAUCAGGCGCCUAUGGUCAGGGCGGUGCACUGGGUGGAGCAGGACAAGGAGCAGGAACCGAGGGUCAGGCGGGUGGAGCUGGUACUGGCAUUAGACCGGGUGGGGGAGUUGGACCUGGUACAGGGUUUGAACCUGGUGGAGUUGGACCUGGAGGUGCGGGUACCGGCUAUGGACCAGGUGGAGGAGUUGGACCUGGAGCUGCAGGUGCCGGCUAUGGACCAGGUGGAGGAGUUGUAUCAGGUGGAGCUGGUACCGGGUUUGGACCUAGUGGAGUGGGACCUGGAGGUGCGGGUACUGGCUAUGGACCAGGUGGAGCUGGUACCAGGUUGGGACCAGGUGGAGUGGUACCUGGUGGUGCGGGUACCGGCUAUGGAGCAGGUGGAGCUGGUACCAGCUAUGGACCCGGUGGAGGAAUUGGACCAGGUGGAGCUGGUACCGGUUUGGGACCAGGUGGAGGGUCAAGAUCCCAAGGAUAUGAUGCCAAUGCUAAAGCCCGCAAAUACGGAGGCACAGGAGUCCGUCCUGGUGGAACGGGUACUGGCUUUGGACCAGGUGGAGGGGCUGGACCAGGUGGAGCUGGUGCCGGAUUUGGCCCUGGUGGAGUUGGACCUGGAGGAGGAGGUACUGGCUAUGGACCUGGUGGAGUUGGACCCGGAGGUGCAGGUACCGGCUAUGGACCUGGUGGAGUUGGACCCGGAGGUGCAGGUACCGGCUAUGGACCUGGUGGAGUUGGACCCGGAGGUGCAGGUACCGGCUAUGGACCUGGUGGAGUUGGACCCGGAGGUGCAGGUACCGGCUAUGGACCUGGUGGAGUUGGAGCCGGAGGUGCGGGUACCGGCUAUGGACCUGGUGCAGGAGUGGGUCCUGGAGGUGCAGGUACCAGCUACGGACCUGGUGGAGUUGGACCUGGAGGAGUUGGACCUGGUGGAGUUGGGCCUGGAGGAGCGGGUACCGGCUAUGGACCUGGUGGAGGAGCUGGACCUGGAGGAGCGGGUACCGGCUAUGGACCUGGAGGAGGAGUUGGACCAGGUGGAGCUGGUACUGGUCUGGGACCAGGUGGAGCUGGCACCGGUUUGGGACCAGGUGGAGGGACAAGAUCACAAGGAUAUGAUGCCAAUGCUAAAGCCCGUAAAUACGGAGGCACAGGAGUCCGCCCUGGUGGAGCUGGACCUGGAGGUGCGGGCACCGGCUUUGGACCUGGUGGAGUUGGGCCGGGAGGUGCAGGUACCGGCUACGGACCUGGUGGAGUUGGGCCUGGAGGAGCGGGUACCGGCUAUGGACCUGGUGGAGUAG
Molecule: messenger RNA, 1317 nt
Organism: Knipowitschia caucasica
Lineage: Eukaryota; Metazoa; Chordata; Actinopteri; Gobiiformes; Gobiidae
Source: the annotation of a GenBank genome assembly